Diaporthe amygdali is the source of this 912-nucleotide messenger RNA. RefSeq lists its product as uncharacterized. NCBI's taxonomy places the organism in Eukaryota, Fungi, Ascomycota, Sordariomycetes, Diaporthales, Diaporthaceae. The transcript has a single exon. The record is from RefSeq and is a predicted model, not a curated record. The coding region runs from base 1 to 912 and encodes 303 amino acids.
AUGCGGCCUGCUACGCCGAAGGAAAUAAGAUUUCCUUCACACGUGGGACCAUCGUCUCCGCCUCAAACCCCUACGGCCACGGCACAUCCUCCAUUCUUUGGUCAGAAGGCCAGCCCUAGGGCCAGUCCUGGGCCGACCGCCGGGCCCCAAGACCCGCUGCCUCAUACACGAAACUACGGUUCUUUCGAGAACUGCCAAUUCAACUUUUCAUUCCCGGGGCUGCAUGGAGAAUUAUCGCCUCGUUCUUCAGAUCCCCCAGCCGAACGCUCCGAGACUGAUCAGUCGGAUGACGAUCUCGGGUCUCGCUCACCGCCUUUGUCGUCACCACCUGCCCCUGCCACGACCGAGCGUCUCGUGUCGCAUGCAAGUAUCGAUGAUGAUCACUUCAUCAUUGAAGAGCUGAGUGACUUCGAAGAGAACGACAUGGACGGUCGGGAUGAUGUUCUUGCACCUCACGCCAUCGAGUACGCCGAAUCGGAAAGGAGUGAGUCGCAUAUAGAUGGUCACGUCAUUAACGACCUACGCGAGCUGAACGUUCGCAGCCCGGACCCGGAAUCUUCGUCAGACGACUCCGACUUAAGCGAUGAUGAGUAUCAGAAGAUAAUCAAGCAACGGCGGGCUGAACAACGGCAAAAGAGACAGAGUAUUGGGAGCAUGGGCAAGCGAACCAUGAGCGAGAGGAGCGACAGCGACCAUGAAGAUGUCAGAAACUGCCUGGAUUUUGACCAAGCCGGGUCAAGUGCACGGCGACUAAAGAGGAGGGUUGGCGAUCGACGAAGUCUAAUUUUCCAGGACCCACCGCCGAGAAUCGACGAGAUGGACGAGCCUCCAGAGGAACUGGAGGAUACCGAGAUGCUAGCCAAAGAACUGCCAUUUUACGCAUUCAUGACUAUGGAGGUGGAUUCACCCUAG